CCGGAAGUGGCCUCCGGGCCCCGCCCCGCGGUGGUUGGCUAGUUUCGGACACUUUAUAUUCAGCUCCCAGCUACAGUGAGGCCUGAGUACUACUUUGGCCCAAGAUGGCUCGAGAAUCAAGGGAAAGCUCAUCCUUGGAUGCUCAACCUGCAGAGGACCAGAUGGAGCUUCUGGUCAUCAAAGUGGAGGAGGAAGAAGCUUCUGUCUUUGCAGAGAGGUCUAGUUUACCUGAUAGCUCCACUGCUGCCGCCGGCUCCGAAGGCUCCCGCCAGCGCUUCCGUGCUUUCCGCUACCCAGAGGCCACGGGUCCCCGCGAGGCACUUGGCCGGCUCCGGGAGCUCUGCCGACGGUGGCUGCGGCCCGACCUGCACAGCAAGGAGCAGAUCCUGGAGCUGCUGGUGCUGGAGCAGUUCCUGACCAUCCUGCCCAGGGACCUGCAGAGCUGGGUGCACACGCAGCGCCCCGAGAGUGGGGAGGAGGUGGUGGUGCUGUUGGAGUAUUUGCAGCGGCAGCUGGAUGAGCCGACGCUGCAGGUAGAAAGUACAGGUUUGGGGCAAGAACUGCUUAGUUGCAAGAGGGAAUUGUUGACACCAACUCAGGGAUCACAAAGUAGCCAAUUCCAACCAGCGAAGGCUUUGUUGAGGCACAAAUCUCUGGGAUCUCCAUCUCUACAAGACAGGGUUCUCCAGGGUUCCGGACUUGCCCAGGGAGGGAGCUGCAGAGGAGACAUGGUGGCUGCUCCACAGUCUCAGGAGUUGCGGAAAAUGGAAAGUGGGGCCCAGAUGCUCCGUCCUGGGUGGACGCAGCCAGAUCCACCUCAGAUGCACUUUUACAUGGAUGAAAAGCUGGAGAGCUUUAACAGCCUCAAUUCCCUAGGUGGUGACACACAGACUAAGAUCAGGAUCUUGCCUCCAGCUGAGCCACAACCAGAGCAAGAGCCAGGACAGACACCAGGCCACUUGAAUGGUGACAUUGCCCGGAUUCCCACACAUGCGCAAGCUGGGGAGCCAGAGGGCAGGUUAAAAAGGAAGCGCCAGAAUGCCUCAGGGAGUGGCCGGCACAUCUGCCAUGAGUGUGGGAAGAGUUUUGCGCAGAGUUCAGGCCUGAGUAAACACAGAAGAAUCCACACUGGAGAGAAACCCUACGAAUGUGAACAAUGUGGGAAAGCCUUUAUUGGGAGCUCUGCUCUUGUCAUUCACCAGAGAGUUCACACCGGGGAGAAGCCCUAUGAGUGUGAAGAAUGUGGCAAGGCUUUUAGUCACAGUUCAGACCUUAUCAAACACCAGAGAACACACACUGGGGAGAAGCCCUACGAGUGUGAUAACUGUGGAAGAACCUUCAGCCAGAGCUGCAGUCUCCUUGAACAUCACAGAAUCCAUACAGGGGAGAAGCCAUACAGGUGCACUGUGUGUGGCAAAGCUUUUAGGCGGAGUUCACAUCUCCUGAGACAUCAGAGGGUCCAUGGGGAUAAAAAGAUUCAGGAAUCUGAACAUGGAGAGGCCUGGGGAUGCCAGGCUAGGACGGAAAGUCAGUGGGAAAAUGUCCAAACUCCCGUGUCUUAUAAAUGUAAUGACUGUGAAAGAAGUUUUACUCAGAAUACAGGUCUUCUUGAACAUCAAAAAAUCCAUACUGGGGAGAAACCCUAUCCGUGUGACACAUGCGGAAAGGGCUUCACGCGAAUGUCAGACCUGAUUCAACAUCAGCAAAGCCACGAGGGCAAGAAAAUUCUAUCCUAGUAAUCCAUGCUAUAUGGGAUGGAGUUGGUGCUCAUUCCUCACUGAACUGAAGCCAUUCUGGUGCUACUCCUAUCUAUACAAAUUGUGGGUUUUGGCUGUAUUUAGUAUUACACAUCAUUAGGUAUUAAAAAUACAUCAAUUACCUUGUAAUGUCUAGAACAUGAUUGGGAAAAAGCUUUAUGAGGCUGCGGGAGAAUUGUCUGGGAGAGGUGGGACCUCCCC
Molecule: messenger RNA, 1958 nt
Organism: Ochotona princeps (American pika)
Lineage: Eukaryota; Metazoa; Chordata; Mammalia; Lagomorpha; Ochotonidae
Product: zinc finger protein with KRAB and SCAN domains 3-like
Exons: 6
Coding region: 105-1736 (543 amino acids)
Biological process (GO): regulation of transcription by RNA polymerase II
Molecular function (GO): RNA polymerase II cis-regulatory region sequence-specific DNA binding; DNA-binding transcription factor activity, RNA polymerase II-specific
Source: RefSeq, a predicted model, not a curated record